Messenger RNA from Phragmites australis (common reed), 773 nucleotides. RefSeq lists its product as uncharacterized. Gene Ontology annotation, biological process: thylakoid membrane organization. Gene Ontology annotation, cellular component: chloroplast thylakoid membrane. Bases 96 to 587 code for a protein of 163 amino acids. The transcript has 3 exons. NCBI's taxonomy places the organism in Eukaryota, Viridiplantae, Streptophyta, Magnoliopsida, Poales, Poaceae. The record is from RefSeq and is a predicted model, not a curated record.
CCUGAGCCUGCAUCCGCCGGUGGACGGUGGCGGGGGGCUUCGAACGGCCACCAACCCCACCCUCGCCCGAAACCCCCGCAGCGAGCGUGGGAGACAUGGCACCGCUCCCACCACCACCUGCGGCUCUCUCCCCCGUCUGCCGCGUCUUCCUUCCUGCCUCCAGCCCCCGUCGCGCCUUCCCCUCCACGGCGCUCUCUCCCCUCAGAAGGCGCCCCAGAUUCACGGCCAGGAGUAGCAGCGGAAGCGGCGGCGGCGGGGGCACGCGCCCCGAGCCCAAACCUGGCGAUAACGAGAGCAAGGCUGUCCUGGACGCCUUCUUCCUCGGGAAGGCCUUCGCGGAGGCGCUCACCGGGAGGGUCGAGUCGGUGAUUGGCGAGGUGUUCAGUGUCGUCGGGCAGUGGCAGGCCGAGCAGCAGAAGCAGGUCCAGGAAUUCCAGGAAGAAGUAUUUCAGAGAGCCCAGAAAGCAAAGGAGAGAGCGGCCAUGGAAGUCACUGAUGAUAAGGGGCCAAAGACUCUAAGUGAACCUUCAACAACCAUUGCGAUGCCUGCACCUACGUCACCUCCUACUACUCCCACCGCGGAAUAGGUCUAUCUUUCUAGGUGGUGUUGAAGAGUUGGUGCUGUUGCAUGUAGAUGCAGUUUUGAGUUGAAGAGAUUCUCCCAUGAUAUGUAUCGAUUAAAAUAGCCUUUGACAGUGAAAAUCCAGCAUUUUAAUUAAAAGUCUAUGGUACACUAUCACAUAUGGAUGGAAUGAAAUAACAGUUAACUUUCA